This is a messenger RNA of Exaiptasia diaphana, 495 nucleotides long. RefSeq lists its product as uncharacterized. Gene Ontology annotation, molecular function: oxidoreductase activity. The annotation marks the transcript as partial. NCBI's taxonomy places the organism in Eukaryota, Metazoa, Cnidaria, Anthozoa, Actiniaria, Aiptasiidae. The transcript has 4 exons. The record is from RefSeq and is a predicted model, not a curated record.
UUUGUUGGACACAGCUGUUUUGUACGAGAAUGAAAAAGAAGUUGGUGAAGGAAUACGGAAAUCAGGAAUAAAUAGAAAAGAUGUUUUUGUUGUUACAAAGAUUGGUCCGUAUGCCAAGAAGCAUGGUUAUGAUCAGGCUAUUAAUGGUGUUAAGACGAGUUUAGAGAGUUUAGGCACAGGUYACAUWGACCUUAUGCUCAUUCAUACUCCAACACCAGGAAAACUCUUAGCAACUUACGAUGGACUAUUAAAGAUGAAAGAAGAAGGACUUGUCAGAUCUGUUGGUGUGUCCAAUUUUGGUGUUCAUCACCUUGAGGAACUGCGUAAAGCUGGAAAACCAACACCAGCUGUCAAUCAAAUUGAAUUAAACUGCUUCUGGCGCAAGGAAGAUAUUGUGGAGUAUUGUCAUAAACAUGACAUAGCAGUAAUGGGWUAUAGCCCAUUAUUCCGAAAUAGAAAGUCUGAUGAUCCAGUACUUGUUGAAAUGUCUAAAAG